Molecule: messenger RNA, 1341 nt
Organism: Malassezia globosa CBS 7966
Lineage: Eukaryota; Fungi; Basidiomycota; Malasseziomycetes; Malasseziales; Malasseziaceae
Exons: 1
Coding region: 1-1341 (446 amino acids)
Biological process (GO): pantothenate biosynthetic process
Cellular component (GO): cytoplasm; mitochondrion
Molecular function (GO): 2-dehydropantoate 2-reductase activity; NADP binding
Source: RefSeq, a predicted model, not a curated record
AUGCAUGUUCACGUCCUGGGUAUUGGUGCGAUGGGCACACUCAUAGCGUCGCAUCUUCGCACAGCUAUGCGGCAGCGUCUCAUGCCACUUAUGCGCACACGAACGCCGCGUUGGCAUGUACCAGCUUCUGUGGCAGCAUACUUACCUGAUGCAGAGUCACUGACAUUAACAUUGCAUAUGCGAGAAAAGGCAGGUGCCCGAAAACAGGAUGACGACACACCAGGCUUUACGGAACUGACUGUAGAUCGCGAAGGUGCGCGCAUGACGGAAAAGGGAUUUGAAGUUGAACUGGCGUCGCCGGUCGAUCCAAUUCAGACACGCGUCUUUCUUCCAGAUGCUAAUGGGAUACCCCGAGAGAGACCUGGGCGUCCACCACGGCCGCUAGACAGUUUGAUUGUGACGGCGAAAGCAGAUGCUACGUUCGCCGCUGUGCGCUCCCUUGUGCCGCGCAUUACCCCAUCGACGACGGUCGUCUUGCUCCAGAAUGGCAUGGGUGUGCUUGAUCAACUGAUUGAACGCUUCUGGCCUCGCCCAGACAUGCGACCGCACUUUGUGCUGGGAAGUACCACACAUGGAUGCUACUUGCGCAAGCCACUACAUACGAUUCACGCAGGCUUUGGCAGCGUGUAUUUAGGACUGGUGCCGAGUGCUCAGCUUGCAACAGCUAGAGCGACAACACCGGCAAAGCCGCAGGGUGUCGAGCCAUGUGCAUCCAAGAUGGAUCUCGCUGGUCUGCCGGAAGGCUCACUCCGUUCGACACUCGCUCUAUUGCUGUCGUUGCCGUUGGACGUGCAUUGGGAGCCGAUUCGCGCAUUCCAAAUGCGCGCGCUACGCAAGCUUGCCAUCAAUGCAUGCAUCAAUCCGACAACGGCGCUUGUCGACUGCAAGAAUGGCGACUUGUUUGGCGUCCCUGCAGCCCUGGACUUGUUCCGCGCCCUAUGCACAGAGGCAAGCCAGGUGCUAGAGGCGCAUGCGCGUGAUGCGAAGGCAGCGGCUACAACCAGCGAAACAGAGGCGGUGCAUCUCAGCAGCUUGCCUUUGGCCGACUUGCUCACACAGACAGAUGGAGACGGUAUACCGCUUUUAGAUGCGUCACUGAAGCCGGCAUCGCUACUGCAUGAAGUUGAAAAUGUUGUUCGGGCGACAGCGACGAAUUGGAGCAGCAUGCAUCAAGAUAUACGCACACGCCGUGGUAAGACGGAGAUUAAAUAUAUCAACGGGUACCUUGCUGAACUGGGUCGGGCAUAUGGGAUCCCAACGCCGGCGAAUGACAUGCUGAUCAACCUUGUCAAGCUUAAAUCACAGCGCGUAACCGGUUCCUGGAAUUCGCGCGCCAUGUAA